Molecule: messenger RNA, 2516 nt
Organism: Manis pentadactyla (Chinese pangolin)
Lineage: Eukaryota; Metazoa; Chordata; Mammalia; Pholidota; Manidae
Gene: ADORA1
Product: adenosine A1 receptor
Exons: 2
Coding region: 1-981 (326 amino acids)
Biological process (GO): G protein-coupled adenosine receptor signaling pathway
Cellular component (GO): synapse; membrane; dendrite
Molecular function (GO): G protein-coupled adenosine receptor activity
Source: RefSeq, a predicted model, not a curated record
AUGCCACCCUCCAUCUCGGCCUUCCAGGCCGCCUACAUCGGCAUCGAGGUGCUCAUCGCCCUGGUCUCUGUGCCUGGGAACGUGCUGGUGAUCUGGGCAGUGAAGGUGAACCAGGCGCUGCGGGAUGCCACCUUCUGCUUCAUUGUGUCCCUGGCGGUGGCUGAUGUGGCAGUGGGUGCUCUGGUCAUCCCACUCGCCAUCCUCAUCAAUAUUGGGCCACAGACCCACUUCCACACCUGCCUCAUGGUCGCCUGCCCUGUCCUCAUCCUCACCCAGAGCUCUAUCCUGGCCUUGCUGGCAAUUGCCGUGGACCGCUACCUCCGUGUCAAGAUCCCGCUUCGGUACAAGACGGUGGUGACCCCCCGGAGGGCAGCCGUGGCCAUAGCCGGCUGCUGGAUUCUCUCCUUCGUGGUGGGCCUGACGCCCAUGUUUGGCUGGAACAACCUGAGCGAGGUGGAGCGGGACCGGGCGGCCAACUACAGCGGGGGCGAGCCCUUGAUCGAGUGCCAGUUUGAGAAGGUCAUCAGCAUGGAGUACAUGGUCUACUUCAACUUCUUUGUCUGGGUGCUGCCCCCGCUGCUGCUCAUGGUCCUCAUCUACCUGGAGGUCUUCUACCUGAUCCGCAAGCAGCUCAACAAGAAGGUGUCCGCCUCCUCCGGGGACCCGCAGAAGUACUACGGGAAGGAGCUGAAGAUCGCCAAGUCCCUGGCCCUCAUCCUCUUCCUCUUCGCCCUCAGCUGGCUGCCCCUGCACAUCCUCAACAGCAUCACCCUCUUCUGCCCCUCCUGCCACAAGCCCAGCAUCCUCACUUACAUCGCCAUCUUCCUCACGCAUGGCAACUCAGCCAUGAACCCCAUCGUCUAUGCCUUCCGCAUCCAGAAGUUCCGGGUCACCUUCCUUAAGAUUUGGAAUGACCAUUUCCGCUGCCAGCCUGCACCUCCCAUGGACGAGGACCCCCCAGAAGAGAGGCCCGAUGACUAGACUCCACUUCUGCUCCCACCUGCCCACAUCGGGGGCAUCUCAGCCCGGUCCUUGCACCCACCCCCUGCUUGUCUCCCUGAGCCUUCCCCACUGGGCAGUGGGGUGUGGGCGCCCUGCACCUCUGGGUCCUGGAGGAGGUGGGAGGGCAGUCCGUGAGCAAGGAGCAGCCUGGUCGCCUGAGGGGAGGAGGCAAGUGGCCGGGCCUCCCCACGGGCCUGACCACCCCCCGGGCAGCCCAGUGCGGCGGUUUGGAUGGGGCCGUGUGGGCUGGGAGGCGAGCUCAGCUUCCGCAGCAGGCGGGAAGUCUGCUUGGCUCAGGCGGUGGUGGUGCAGCCUUGGGACCAAACUGCAGCAGAGGAGAGGGGAUCCCCUCCAGGGUGGAGGGAAGGAGAAGAACCAGAUGGCCUGGUCUUGUUUUCUCUCCAGAAGGAGAAGGUGGCCAGAGCUGCUGAGGGGCAGGAGUCCAGGAGCCUCAGUCCACUUCUCAGGACCCUGUGCUCCCGGCCAUGCUGGCUGCCAGGGUACCCGUUCCCCUUGUCCUGGGAGCCCAGGGUUACACUUGGUGGAGGCGGAAAGAGCAGGUGCAGAAAUCAUUCCCAACAUUUGCUUUAUUCUCCACCAGUCCCUGCACCUUGGGUGUGGGCUCCCGAGCCCCCCGGAACUAGUGUGGCGUGAUAGGUGCUGGCUGCAAACAGCCACCAGGUGGCAGUACCGAGCCCCCCCAUCUAGCCCUGAGGGUCCACAGGGGCUGGAGGGGUAACUACCUGUCAUCUGGGCCACCACCUCCACCUGCCCCCUGUGACUGGCCCGGACUCUCCUAGGUGACGCCCGUCUCUGCUACUCUGGGCCAGAGGAAGAGGAGAGCUCCAGAUAUGCCAACUCUUGGGGUCAUUCUGCCUGCCUGGGGAGGGGGUGGCUAAGGGAAAGUGGGCGGCUUCGGGCAGCCCUGGGAUGGGGGCAAGCAGAACAGGCCAGAGAAGCCCCCACUCCCGAGAGUGAGCUGGAAGUCUUGGCAUUUGACUAACCUCACUACCCCCUGGCAUUUAGUACAGUUUCCAGGGGCUGCGGGGCUCUGUGGCAGAGGCUAGGCCUUCAGGGCCCCUGGGGAAGGUCCACCGCUGCCAGGCCUGGAGCCCCUUGUGUGGAGGGUGGGAGGCUGGGUUUUGGGUGCGAAUUGCCUGAUCCUCAGCCCUUCCUCUCUCUCAGGCGGGCCGUCCCCUGGCUCUCAGGGAGGGCCACCUAACAAAUAAAAGACUGAACCCUUGGAGAGCACACCACUGGCUACCCCCCGUCUGCCCCCUGCCCCACCGUCUGAGGGCAACAGACGACCUCAGCAGAGGAGGAGCAGCGCUGGGGUUGGGGUGGGGGCACAUGGGGCGUUCAGAGAAGCAGAGCUCCUGAGAAGGCUGUGUCCGUUGCUAUAGUUAUGCUCUUGGGGUAGCAAACCCUGAAUGCAAAAGCAAGACCCCAAAAAACCUCAUGUCUGGAAGACCCCCGUGACAUCCAGAGGCCUGUCCCACAGGCGCCUUCCUCAC